Apiotrichum porosum is the source of this 3180-nucleotide messenger RNA. RefSeq names its product Karyopherin transporter (gene CRM1). Gene Ontology annotation, molecular function: small GTPase binding; nuclear export signal receptor activity. The record is from RefSeq and is a predicted model, not a curated record. The transcript is spliced from 6 exons. The coding region runs from base 1 to 3180 and encodes 1059 amino acids. NCBI's taxonomy places the organism in Eukaryota, Fungi, Basidiomycota, Tremellomycetes, Trichosporonales, Trichosporonaceae. Gene Ontology annotation, cellular component: nucleus; cytoplasm. Gene Ontology annotation, biological process: ribosomal small subunit export from nucleus; protein export from nucleus; ribosomal large subunit export from nucleus.
AUGGAGGCGCUCCUUGACUUUACCAAGGACAUUGAUGUUGGUCUCCUUGACCAGGUGGUGCAGACGUUCUACACUGGCGCAGGUGCCACGCAACAGCAAGCCCAGCAGGUCCUCACCCAGUUCCAGGAGAACCCCGACUCGUGGCAGCGUGUGCCACACAUUCUCGAGACCUCUACCAAUGUGAACACCAAGUACAUUGGUCUCCAGAUUCUCGAGAAGCUUGUUCAGACACGAUGGAAGGCGCUGCCUGCCGACCAGCAGCAGGGCAUCCGCAACUUUAUCGUCCAGGUCACCGUCGACCUGUCCAGCGAUGAGGCGCGUAUGAGGAGGGAGAAGAGCUACCUCAACAAACUCAACCUCGUGCUCGUGCAGAUCCUCAAGCAGGCCUGGCCCAAGGACUGGCCUUCGUUCAUCCCCGAGAUCACCCAGUCGUCGCGCACCAACCUGUCGCUGUGUGAGAACAACAUGGUCAUUCUCAAGCUCCUGUCCGAGGAGAUUUUCGACUUCUCUGCCGAGCAGAUGACCCAGGCCAAGACCAAGGCUCUCAAGCAGACCAUCCUGAUCAAGGCCACCCUUGAGACCCUUCUCCGCUUCCUGAACUGGAUUCCUCUGGGCUACAUCUUUGAGACCCAGAUCAUCGACUUCCUGGUCACCCGUUUCCUCGAGGUCCCCGAGUUCCGCAAUGUUACUCUCAAGUGUCUGUCCGAGAUUGGGGGUCUUAACGUUGGCCCCGAGUACAACAGCAAGUUUGUCAUCCUGUUCCAGAUGGUCAUGACCAGUGUCAACCGCAUGGUCCCCCCGCACACCGACCUGGCGGCUGCCUAUGCCUCGUCUGAUGACGAGGACCAGCAGCUGAUCAAGAACCUUGCCAUCUUCCUCACCAACUUCCUCCACUCCCACCUCCGUCUCAUCGAGACCCCCGAGUCCAACGAGCUGUUGAUCAACGCCCACCUCUACCUGAUCAAGAUUUCCACCGUCGACGACCGUGAAGUCUUCAAGAUCUGUCUCGAGUACUGGGCCAAGCUCGUCGCCGAGCUCUACGAGGAGAUCCAGUCGCUCCCCAUGGGCGACAUCAACCCCCUCAUGAACCUCAACCUUGGUGGCCUCGGCGGCGGCCUCAACGGCCCCCAAAGCCUCGGCCUCAACGGCGCGCCCCUCCGCAAGACCAUUUACGGCGACAUUCUGUCCAACCUCCGCCUGGUCAUGAUUGAGAAGAUGGUCAAGCCCGAGGAGGUGCUCAUUGUCGAGAACGACGAGGGCGAGAUUGUCCGCGAGUUUAUGAAGGAGAGCGACACCAUUGUGCUCUACAAGAGCAUGCGCGAGGUUCUCGUCUACUUGACCCACUUGGACGUUGCCGACACGGAGCAGAUUAUGACCGACAAGCUCGCCAAGCAGAUUGACGGGUCCGAGUGGUCGUGGAACAACCUCAACACCCUCUGUUGGGCCAUCGGUUCCAUCUCUGGUGCGAUGAACGAGGAAACUGAAAAGCGUUUCCUUGUCACUGUCAUCAAGGACCUGCUUGGUCUGACCGAGAUGAAGCGCGGCAAGGACAACAAGGCCGUCUGCGCGUCCGACAUCAUGUACAUUGUCGGCCAGUACCCGCGUUUCCUCAAGGCACACUGGAAGUUCCUGAAGACGGUCGUCAACAAGCUCUUUGAGUUUAUGCACGAGACCCACGAGGGUGUGCAGGACAUGGCCUGUGACACGUUCAUCAAGAUUGCUCAAAAGUGCCGUCGCCACUUUGUCAUGCAGCAGGCUGGCGAGCACGAGCCCUUCAUCGACGAGAUUCUCCGCACCCUGCACCGCAUCACCGUCGACCUCCAGCCCCAGCAGGUCCACACCUUUUACGAGGCUGUCGGCUACAUGAUCUCGGCUCAGCCCAACAAGCCGACCCAGGAGCGCCUGAUUGAAAAGCUCAUGGAGCUGCCCAACAAUGCCUGGGACAACCUCAUGCAGCAGGCUGCCAGCAACGUUGAUGUGCUCGGCAACCCGGAGAACGUCAAGAUCAUGUCCAACAUUCUCAAGACCAACGUGUCGGCAUGCACUUCCAUCGGCGCCUUCUUCCUCCCCCAGCUCGGCCGGAUCUGGCUCGACAUGCUUGGCCUGUACAAGGCCGUUUCGGGCAUUAUCAGCGAUGCCGUUGCCACGCAGGGUCUCAUUGCGACCAAGACUCCCAAGGUCCGCUCGCUCCGCACGAUUAAGAAGGAGAUUCUCAAGCUCGUCGAGACAUACGUGAAAAAGGCCGAGGACUUGGAUGGUGUCAACGGCAACCUCAUUCCCGGUCUCCUGGACGCCAUCCUGGGCGACUACAACCGCAACGUCCCCGCUGCCCGUGACGCCGAGGUGCUCAACGUCAUGGCCACCAUCGUGUCCAAGCUGGGCUCGCUCCUUGUCCCUCAGAUUGCGCCCAUCCUCGACGCCGUGUUUGAGCCUACGCUUGACAUGAUCAACAAGGACUUUUCCGAGUACCCUGAGCACCGUGUUGGCUUCUUCAAGCUCCUGCGCGCCAUCAACCUCACCUGUUUCCCUGCCCUCCUUGAGCUGCCCCCCGCGCAGUUCAAGCUUGUCAUGGACUCUGUCGUGUGGGCGUUCAAGCACACCAUGCGCGACAUUGCCGACACUGGUCUCAGCAUUGCGUUUGAGAUUGUCAACAACUUUGCCUCGUCGACGCCCGAGAUCUCCAACUCGUUCUACACGCAGUUCCUCCUUCCCUUGCUCGGCGACGUCUUCUUUGUGCUCACCGACACGGACCACAAGAGUGGUUUCAAGAUGCAGACGAUCCUGCUGGCCCGCCUCAUUGCCAUUGUCGAGACCAACUCGGUCCAGGCUCCGCUGUACGACCCGUCCACUGUGUCGGACCCCAACAUGUCCAACGUCGUCUUCCUCAAGCAGUACAUUGCCAACUUGCUUCAGAACGCGUUUGGCCACGUGCAGUCUGGCCAGAUUUCGUCGUUUGUCAACCUCAUGUUUGAAAACUCGAGCGACCCGACCAAGUUCAAGCUCACGCUUCGCGACUUCCUCAUCUCGCUCAAGGAGUUUUCGACGGGCGACAAUGCCGACCUGUUCAUCGACGAGAAGGAGGCCGAGGCCGAGCGCAAGGCCGUCGAGGAGCGCCAGCUCGCGAUCCGUGUGCCCGGCAUGCUCAAGCCCGCGCAGCUCGACGACGACGCCGAGUUGUAA